UAAAAUGUAGGAAAUGGGAACAUAAAGAAAAGUUAUAGUGUACAUAUCAUCGAUAGUUUUACAUUGAAAUCAUGAUUUAAAUGCUCUAAAAAACAAUAUCUGACGGCAUAAAUGACACUCGGCGUGUGAUUCAUUAGUAUACCUUUUAGGAAAAACAUCGGCUUUUCCCGUAAACUUCCGGAUUCACUCCCGCCUUCACAUUUUUACGCGGGAGCUGCAGAGUAAAAAGUAAAUAAAAAUGUGGAUCCAAGUUCGAUCUUUUGAUGGCAAGAAAUCGGUAAGGAUCGACAGUCUGUCGAAGCUGACAAAGAUUGAAGAAUUGAGAGAACGUCUUGUCGAAGAUUUUGAGGCGCCAGUGGAAUGUCAGAAGCUGUUUUACAGAGGAAAACAGUUGGUUGACGGACAUUCUUUGUUUGACUACAGUGUUGGUCUCAAUGACCUCAUACAGCUAUUGGUACAGAAGCCACAGACAUCUCAUUCCACUACGGAGGAUAAAGCUACCACUGAGGAUGCAGGAUCCGAUAAAGAAAAUGAAAACACUGGAGAAGAUCAGAAAGAAAUAGAUGUUGACACAAAGAACAGCAUCUACAAGGUUGGUGACGUGAUUGAUGCAAGAGAUCUAAGCAUGGGAGCCUGGUUUGAAUCCAAAAUCAUGAAAGUAACGAAGUCUACCUCCAGUGAGAAAAUAUCAGACACAAAACCUGUCCUCUCGGAGACUAGUCUGCAUUCACCUCAGAAAAACAGGGAAAACAGUGAUAAAAUUAGCUCAAAAGACGAGAAUGAAAAUACGAAAUCAGGCCAAAAGUCUGAACCUAUGGACAUUACAGGUGAACAACCCACUACCUCAAGUGAAAAAAAGACUGGAAACUUAACACCAUAUGAUAAAUUGUUUGAUAAUAUUCGAGAGGAUGGUUUCACAUAUCACGUUGUCUAUGAAGGUUAUGAUGAAGAUGACCAUGUUAAACUCAUAUCUAAAGACCUUCGGCCACGAGCGCGGACAAACAUCAAGUUUGCUGAUGUGAAAGUCGGCAGUGUGGUGAUGGCCAAUUAUAACAUCGAGGAGCCAGAGGAUAGGGGCUUCUGGUAUGACUGCGUAAUCACUGACAAGACUGACACGCGGACACAGAAGAAAUUAGAAGCAACAGUCUAUUUUGGCCCCGACCUGUCCCCCCUGGAGAACUGUAAACUGCUAUUUGUGGAUGAGAUAUUUGCCGUGGAGGAGCCGGGUACACAGAUGACCGCAGAGGACCUGGAAAGAAACCCCAGCAUGUCCCCUGUCAAACGUACCAACAAGCCUGAUUGUGACCACUGCCUGGACAACCCCAGGAAGAAAUGUAAGCACUGUGCAUGUUGCCGAUGUGGUGGUAAAAAUGACCCGGAACAGCAGAUUAUGUGCGACGAGUGUAACAAGGCCUAUCAUCUACAGUGUUUACAGCCCCCGCUAUCUGCCCUGCCGGAGGAGGACGAAUGGUACUGUCCUGAAUGUAAGCUUGAUACCUCAGAGAUUGUGAAGGCCGGGGAAAAACUGAAAACUAGCAAGAAAAAGUCCAAGAUGGCCUCCCAACAGAACGGCAAAAGCAGGGACUGGGGAAAGGGCAUGGCAUGUGUGGGCAGGCAGAAAGUGUGUCAUAUAGUUCCUGUCAACCACUUUGGGCCCAUACCAGGGGUUGAAGUGGGAACCAUGUGGAAGUUUAGGGUGCAGGUGAGCGAGGCUGGUGUUCACCGACCCCAUGUGGCAGGGAUUGCCGGCAGGGAUAGCGAGGGGGCGUUCUCCAUUGUGCUGUCAGGAGGCUAUGAGGAUGAUACGGACAAUGGAGACUCAUUUUUCUACACUGGAAGCGGUGGUCGUGACCUCUCAGGAAACAAACGGACAGCCGAACAAUCAUGUGACCAGACUCUCACCCGUAUGAACAGAGCAUUAGCAAAAGUGUGCAACACCCCUCUAGAUGCCAAGAAUGGUGGCACAGCGAAGGACUGGCGGGCAGGGAAGCCUGUAAGGGUUGUACGUAACUGUAAACUAGCAAAACAUUCCGAGUAUGCCCCAGAGGAGGGUAACAGAUAUGAUGGCAUUUACAAGGUGGUCAAGUACUGGCCAGAGAAGGGUCAGUCAGGCUUCCUGGUGUGGCGAUACCUGAUGCAACGAGACGACGAAACUCCGGCACCCUGGACCGCCGCAGGAAAGAAAAGAACUAAGCAACUUGGACUUGUUAUGCAGUACCCAGAGGGCUACCUAGAAGCCCAGGCACAGAAGGAGAAGGAAGCGGAGGAAGGGAAGGGGAAGAAAGGCGGGAAACGGAAACGCAAGGACAGCGAUGAUGAGGAAGAAGCAGAGAGCCCUAGCAAGAAGCCCAAGAAAGUUGCAGCCUACAAACUCACAGACAAACAGAUGAAGAUGGUGAAGGGGGAUGAGGAAAAUAAAAGAGUCUGGGACGAGGCUUUGGAGGCUAGGAAAGAAGGUGGACAGCGUUUCCUGGCGAGGGUAGAGGAGCUGUUUACAUGUAUAUGUUGUCAGGAACUUGUGUAUAAACCAGUGACAACCAGCUGUCAACACAACAUUUGCAAGUCGUGCCUUCAGAGGUCGUUCAAGGCAGACGUGACUGUCUGUCCUGCGUGCCGUACAGAACUAGGAAAAGAUUAUAAGAUGCCUGUGAACAACACAGUGGCGACAUUGCUGCUAGAACUAUUCCCCGGGUACGACGCUGGGCGAUAAUCAAUGUGACCAAUGGUAUUAUUUUGAGAAGGAAGUAAAGACUUUAAAGAGUGCUGUAAUUGGUUGUAAAUGAGCAUUUAUAUUUAAGCCUUCAGUAAUAAAACUAUAUUAAAGAAAGCAGUAACUGGAUAUGAUGAAUGAGUGCCAUAUUGAGGAAUGAGCAUCUUUAAAAUCUUAAAAUGUAAAGGAAGAUUUGACAGAAAUCUUGCAUGAGAGAAUUCAAGUGAUUUAAUUGGAGAGAUUAGGGUUGACAUAACAAUCAAAUCAGUUGUUAAACUAAAAAACAUACUGUUCUCAUGGAUCGAUUUCUGUGAUUAAUUUUAUUUUACACAAUCAAGUUUAAUUUUUAUGAAAUACAAAUUUCCCUAAAAAAAGGUAAAGCUGAAAUGAAUAAUUAAAGCCAACAAAAGGGGUAUUUCAUACCAUCGUUGAAUUUGUUACGUUUGACUGCAUUUCAUACACAAACUUACUGAAGAUAAAUUAUGUAAAAUUUUCUCUAUUGAGAAAGUUUGCGUUACUAUGGUAAAAGUAUUGCAUUGAUUAGUAUAUUUAUAACAUCUCUGGUAUUUAAGUCCUACAGUUUCUUUAAGAUAUUGUCAGUAUUUGGCAUUAUGCAAAUAUGUUUUACUUAGAAAUACUUGGAACUAUAAAAUAAAACCAUAGCAAUUAAACAUUUGAACAAUAGCACUGACGAACUGUUUUCCAACUUGUUAUUUUUUUAAUUUUAGCUCAUGAUUUCCAAUGUCCGUGAAGGCACUUAUUUCAACAAAUUUAACCUUGUACAUAACUCAAAAAACAACUCAGGUGUCUGAACUAAACUUGGUACACAUAUCAAUAAUUGUUUGGUUAUACACUUUUUGAUGGAAAAAAAGACAACAGAUGUGUGUUGACAUUAGCUCUGCAGCACUUGUGUUAUUUCCUCAUACUUCCUGCUUAUCGCAGUUAAUGUUAAACUGCUUACAAUUGGUUCUGAAAAUAAUGAAAUUAUCACGUACAAGGUAUAUUGGGGUAUAUAAAAAUGUAGGGGAAAGAUGUUAGACUUGUGAUUAUCAAUUGCAUGUUAAUUGUUUUACAUAAACUAAAAUAUUUUGAUGUAUGAAAACUUGUUGCCUCUUGUGUUCUUAAUGCAUUGACGAAUGUAUUUGGCCAUUGUGUUCAUUUUACAUAUAUUAUCAUAAUUAUAUUUCAAUUUUUAUGAAAUAAAUUUUCA
Messenger RNA from Mya arenaria, 3920 nucleotides. Its product is annotated as E3 ubiquitin-protein ligase UHRF1-like. NCBI's taxonomy places the organism in Eukaryota, Metazoa, Mollusca, Bivalvia, Myida, Myidae. The record is from RefSeq and is a predicted model, not a curated record. Gene Ontology annotation, molecular function: ubiquitin protein ligase activity; protein binding. The transcript is spliced from 17 exons. Bases 239 to 2710 code for a protein of 823 amino acids. Gene Ontology annotation, biological process: negative regulation of gene expression via chromosomal CpG island methylation; protein ubiquitination.